Molecule: messenger RNA, 1596 nt
Organism: Galleria mellonella (greater wax moth)
Lineage: Eukaryota; Metazoa; Arthropoda; Insecta; Lepidoptera; Pyralidae
Product: phosphotriesterase-related protein
Exons: 7
Coding region: 253-1317 (354 amino acids)
Biological process (GO): catabolic process
Molecular function (GO): zinc ion binding
Source: RefSeq, a predicted model, not a curated record
AGACGUGCGUACAUCUUCUCCGCUGAGAUUAAUAAAGUGCUAAAUUGUUAUUAGUUUCUAGUUCUAUCGACAAUUAUAUUAACUAAUGGAUUAUUUAGGACAUUUUAAUAUAUAAAAUUAUUUGUUUAUACAUCCGUUGGCUUCUGUUAAACAAUUUAAUCUUUCUGUUUAUGGGAACGUUUUGUAACUCAUAAAUAAAUACAAUAAGUAUAUAAGUAAAACGAGAUAAAAUCGUCUCUUCUACUAAAUAGGAUGGCGCAAACACGUGUUGUACGAACAGUACUGGGAGACGUUGGGCCAGACACCUUGGGAUUUACACUGACCCAUGAACACAUGGCGAUGGAAUUCCAGCAUUUCUAUCGUAAACCACCAACGAACAUAGAGGAAUAUUUCGAAACAAAUAAUAUCCGUUUGGAAAAUGUGGGUUACCUGAAACAAUACCCUUACAGCAGUUACGACAAUUUAAAUUUAAAUGAUAAAUAUGCAAAGACAGCAGUUACAAAUGACGUACGUAAAUUUAACAUAUCCGGAGGAGGGACAAUCGUGGAGAAUUCCACGGAAGGUCUUAAUAGAAAUGUUACAUUUUACAAAGCGGUCUCCGAAGAAACUGGUGUUAAAAUUGUAGCCGGAACAGGAUAUUACAUUUCCGACACAUUACCGAGCAAUCUACAGUUUUUACGGAAAGAAGAAAUGUACAACCAUAUGCUGGAUGAGCUAACGAAGGGUUGUAAUGAAAAUAGCACGAUCAAAGCAGGAUUUAUAGGUGAAAUCGCAAGUGUAUGGCCAUUAAGAGAUUCCGAACGCAAAGCGAUCCAAGCAACUGGUGAACUGCAGGAGCACAUGGGCUGCGGAGUCAGUUUCCACCCGCAUCGUGUCGUCGAAGCCCCCUUCGAGAUUAUACGCCUGUAUUUGGAAGCUGGCGGGAAAGCUAACAAAGCAGUCAUGUCGCAUUUAGACCGAACGCUGUUGGAAGAUGCAAAACUUUUGGAGUUCGCUGAACUGGGCACCUACUGUCAAUUUGAUUUGUUUGGUAUCGAGGUGUCCUACUAUCAACUUAACGCAGGCACCGACAUGCCAUCAGAUGCUCAGAGACUGGACAAAAUAAAAUUACUGGUCAAUGAAAAAAGAGAGGACAAGAUAUUGAUGUCUCACGACAUACAUACUAAACACAGAUUGACGGCGUACGGUGGGCACGGUUACGAGCACAUACUGAUCAACGUGCUCCCGCGCAUGAAGACUCGUGGCUUUUCUAUGGACGUCGUCAAUACUAUCACUGUUAAAAAUCCAGCGGAAUGGCUAGCCAUGCCCUCACCCUGAUUAACUAUCAGUUCAACAGUUUAUAUUGUUUACCUAUUUUUUUAAUGUCCCAAAUUUUACUUAUCUUGCUCUUCAAUUUAUUAAGCCCGUAAUGGUAUCGAUUCUGAAGCGCUAAUUUCUAAACUUAUAAAUUUAAAAGAAAUAAAGCUUUCUUCUUAAAAUUAAACUUUGGAUAAUUUCGCAAAAGCACCAUUUCUAACCAUUAUUAACUUAGUCAUAAAAAUAAAAAAAAAAAAACAAUAAAUACCUAGACAUCCUAUAGACCUAUUUUAACUAUUA